Pocillopora meandrina is the source of this 372-nucleotide messenger RNA. NCBI's taxonomy places the organism in Eukaryota, Metazoa, Cnidaria, Anthozoa, Scleractinia, Pocilloporidae. The record is from the annotation of a GenBank genome assembly.
CUCGACGACAACGUCAUCAAUCAAUCACAGAAACUCCUAAAGAAGCAAUUUCCGAACAUUGGUGGCUGGCAAGACACACUGCUAUGCCAGACAUCCUUCUCUGUUGUUACUGACGAAUCUGUCCAGAUUCACCACACUGGAAAAAAUCACUGGGUUUGCUCAACGUCGAUUAACGGACAUUUGCGGGUUUACGACAGUUCGUCCAGCAAAAACAUUACGUCAUCGAUGGAAAUACAACUGGCUGAGUGCUACCAGACCCUGGCCACGGACAGGACCCUUGCUGUGGAACUGCCGCCUGCUCAAACACAGCAAGGAGGUGGACUGUGGCUUAUUUGCCAUUGCAUUUGCCUACGAACUAGCGAAUGGGAAUGA